CGCUGUUUGAACAAAUGUUACCACGAUCCUGUCCAUAACACAGAGGAGGUAACCUAUCUAGUUGGCAAUUUUAUUUUAUUAUUUCUCGCAGUAUUUGGCGACACAGUUUUUUCGGUUGAAGCCCACAUACAAUGACUGAACAAUCAGCAUUACUUCUUCGAAAGCAAUUGGCAGAGCUCAACAAGAACCCAGUGGAGGGCUUUUCAGCUGGCCUAAUAGAUGAUGAGGAUAUAUACAAAUGGGAGGUUGUCAUCAUAGGGCCACAAGACACCCUCUUUGAAGGAGGGUUUUUUAAAGCAUACCUGACCUUUCCCUAUGAUUAUCCACUACGGCCUCCCAAGAUGAAGUUGAUCACUGAAAUCUGGCAUCCUAAUGUGGCAAAGAAUGGCGAUGUAUGUAUCUCAAUACUGCAUGAGCCAGGAGAGGACAGGUUUGGCUAUGAGAAGCCAGAGGAACGUUGGCUUCCAAUCCACACUGUAGAGACUAUUAUGAUUAGUGUUAUCUCCAUGCUGGCCGACCCAAACAGUGAUUCGCCUGCUAAUGUGGAUGCUGCGAAAGAGUGGAGGGAGGAUCCUAAUGGUGAAUUCAAGAGGAAGGUGGCUCGCUGUGUACGGAAAAGCCAGGAGAUGGCAUUUGACUAGAACCCAGACUCAAUGGCAAAGUUCCAGGCUAAAGGAAAUGGCUUCAGAAGGAAAAUAGUCAGUUCAGACUAGGCUUUUGCACCCCUUCUUUUGCCAAUCAUGGGAUUUGGUCGGCCAGACACUUUUUUUUUUUUUUCCUGAAAGGUCGUUGUUUUUCGUAAGAGGAAUGAAUGUGAGAAACCUACCAGCAAAUAUUUCCCUCCAUUUCCUACCUGGAAUUGUAUAUUUAAUUUAAUUUAUUUUGAAAAAUAUUAUGUAAGAUAUGUCACUACUGUAAAUUAUCUUGCUUUUUUUUAAAUCUGCUGCUGAACAGUUUCUACUUUAUACCAGGUUUCUUAUGCAAUUUGUUUGUUGUGCUUGAAAAUUUUAAAACACAUGAAAGCCAGUUCUUCUCAUUAUUAGGUUCUCACCAAGUGUCCCAUCCUCGCAGUCACCUCUACAGAAUGCCGGCCUGCCUGCAAAACCUUGUCAAACAUGUUUUUGUCUUUCAACACUGUCAUUUGAUCACUGCUGCCUUAUGUUAGUUAUACUCCCUCUUGGCAGUUGUUCUCUCCCUGGAGGGUUUUAUGAGUGUGCUUGUUGACUUGGUCCUCUACCCAGAUAAUCACAAUGUCUGUUACCAAUCAUGUCACAGUCAAGUCUGAGGUCCUACUCACUCUGUUUUAAUUAAACUUUUUCCAAAACAACCAAAAAGUUCUAAAUUGUUAAGAAUUAAGCUGUGAUUAUUCAGUGGAUAUACCGGUUUGCUGGCAUCUGAAUUUACCUCAACUUAAAAGGAUUACACAUUUGUUUUUAGGUUUUAUGGUUGUUUGAUUUGUUCUUAGUCUAGUGUUACAUGGGAGCUGUAAAUGGGAUUGACAUAAAACGUGUCCCUCUGAGGUUGUUUCUGGGUGAUGGGUGGCACUUUUGGCUUCUUGGUGCAUGUGUACAAUUAUUAUUUGAUCAGAUCAUGUAGAAUUUGCAUCUACCCCUAGAUUUAUAUUCUGAUUUGUGUAUUCAGAUUAUGAGUACAAAAGCCUCAAACUAAGGCCAUGUCAUUUUCUGUUAUUGUGCAGCCUCUUGUGGACAACAUGUUUAUCUUUCUUUAAGGAAUGACAGAAGUCUCAUGAUAUUAACUACCAUCUAUUUACUCUGGGUGAAACCAGGUGGUAAAUUACUGGGAGGCAUGCGGUUACACCAUUAGUUAGGAAGGUGUACAAUAUGCAUAAGGUAUAGGUUUGUUUUGUCUGUUAAAUGGGAUUGUUGAUAUGUGAAAAUGAAUGAAAAUUCAAAGUAAUCUGGUAUCAAGUGUUAUUCUGAAAUAAUAAAAAUGGACCGCAUUCGGAUGCAUGUUGAUUUAACAUUAUGCAUAACAAUCAGUGUUUGAAUUGUGGUGGGGUGCUUUGCCACAGGCUUAAUAAUCCAACUUUGCUUUGAUGGUGUUCAUUAGAGCCACCCUAAAGCCUACACCCUAAAGCCUACACCCUAAAGCCUACACCAAAUCAUCCUCAACAAUGUCAUAGCCAUGACCCAUACUUUAAUACUAUCAAAUGACUAACCACUAAUGACAGUCAUGUUUGCUGGUUAAUUUGCCAACAAAUUAGCUAUGCUGGGAUUGCAUACAAAUGCAGGUAUUAUUCAUAUAUUUGGAUGUGAUAUAUGGUUUACAAUUGAUGGUAUUGUGUAGGCUUUAUGACACAUAAAUUGUUACCUUUUACUCUUUAGAUUACACCUCAGACCGGUGUUCACUGUAUUUGCACAAGAGACUUCGUGCAUUUAAAACAUCAUGAAGCAAUACACUCAUAAUUUCAAUCGUGUUUUUCCCAGGUACUCCUGUUAUCUCACCCUAUCCCCCAUGUUUGUUGUGUUAAACAUAAAGUGGUAAUGCCAUGUGUAUUUGACAUGAGCUCAAUAAAAUGUGUUAACUGUCA
Molecule: messenger RNA, 2551 nt
Organism: Coregonus clupeaformis (lake whitefish)
Lineage: Eukaryota; Metazoa; Chordata; Actinopteri; Salmoniformes; Salmonidae
Product: ubiquitin-conjugating enzyme E2 G1
Exons: 6
Coding region: 132-641 (169 amino acids)
Biological process (GO): proteasome-mediated ubiquitin-dependent protein catabolic process; protein polyubiquitination
Molecular function (GO): ubiquitin conjugating enzyme activity
Source: RefSeq, a predicted model, not a curated record